Aspergillus campestris IBT 28561 is the source of this 1376-nucleotide messenger RNA. RefSeq names its product lysophosphatidic acid acyltransferase LOA1. NCBI's taxonomy places the organism in Eukaryota, Fungi, Ascomycota, Eurotiomycetes, Eurotiales, Aspergillaceae. The record is from RefSeq and is a predicted model, not a curated record. Gene Ontology annotation, molecular function: acyltransferase activity. The coding region runs from base 174 to 1211 and encodes 345 amino acids. The transcript has 3 exons.
CAGCAUCGCAAGUGUGGUAGACCAUGGCUCACAUGUGAAAGCACCGUUAUCGCUUACCCUGGCCCAUUCCCUGUUAGGAACUAUCCUUCAACCGGACGAUCCGUUAUCACACUGAAUUAUCCCAUGCGACACAUGGCGACAGCCUCAUCCGUUCCCCUCACCCAGCUCUAACCAUGGAGAAGUUUACCCAAUUUCGCGAUCGAGGCUCUGGCAUCGCGCCCUUCCUGCCCAUCCCCACUCAACCAGCCGGUUUCCAACUUCCUGUCCGCGCGUUUCUCUUCUGCGUCCGACUUCCGCUCUUCAUCUUCGUCUGCGCCUUGUACUUUCUCGUGUUACAAUGGUGUCCGAUAGGGUCGCUGGGCAAGAAAGCCUCUCUUUGGUGUAUUCUAGGUGUUCCUAGUAUCUGGUGGAUUGACCUCCAAGUGGACGGCGUGAGAAAGGGUUCUCUCGCCAGACAGGAAAACACGCGUCUCCCCGGCCCCGGAUCCAUCAUUGCCUCGUCCUUCACCUCCCCCAUCGACGCCGUCUACCUAGCCGCUAUCUUCGACCCCGUCUUCACCGCCGCAUACCCGCACUCGCGCGAAGUAGAGCACAUAUCCCUCUUCCAAGCCAUCCUACGCUCAUUCGCCCCGCCGAGCGUGCGCCCCCCACCAGGCACCCGCACCGUCGACCUCGCCACGCUCCAGCGCAAGUAUCCCGGGCGCCCGAUCGCGGUAUUCCCCGAAUGCACAACGACCAACGGCCGGGGCAUUCUCCCUCUGAGCCCCGCGCUCGCAGGCGCACCCGCCCAGGCGAAGAUCUUCCCCGUUAGCUUACGCUAUACACCCGCGGACGUAGUGACGCCCGUUCCAGAAAGCUACAUCGACUUUCUGUGGGCACUGCUCAGCAAGCCCACGCAUUGCAUUCGAGUGCGCAUCGCGGAGGCAGUCAUCAGCGGGGCGAAGGCCCCUGGCUCGUCGGCAGGAGCGUCCACUUCCACAGCCACCCGCCGCUCAACCUACGACGAUAACUACCUCGACACGCUAGACCAGGACAGCGCAUACGGGAGCAACUCCGGCGGCGACGCAGGAGAGAUGUCACCUAGUGAGAAGGCGAUGCUCAACCAGGUGGGGGAUGCACUGGCGCGACUGGGACGGGUCAAGCGGAUGGGAUUGGGAGUGAAAGAGAAGGAGGAUUUCGUGAGGAUGUGGAAUCGGAGGCGGAUUCGUUAGUUGGAUAUACUAUACUAUACAGUCUGUGUAUGCGAUUGGAAUCAGCGCUUAUCAUGAGAGCUAUAGCUACGAUUGGAUCGACUGCAUAGGGUAUAUAACAUGUAACUACCGCGGUGUCAGCCGAGGCACUUCAUAUAUCAUGAAUAUCUUGCAUAUAUCAUUGAG